Molecule: messenger RNA, 652 nt
Organism: Raphanus sativus (radish)
Lineage: Eukaryota; Viridiplantae; Streptophyta; Magnoliopsida; Brassicales; Brassicaceae
Product: photosystem I reaction center subunit IV A, chloroplastic
Exons: 3
Coding region: 86-517 (143 amino acids)
Biological process (GO): photosynthesis
Cellular component (GO): photosystem I; photosystem I reaction center
Source: RefSeq, a predicted model, not a curated record
UUCCAACAUAUUACGAAUCAAGAACUCACUCUUUCGUGUCGGAAGAAACAGUAAGAAGCAACAGAAAAGAAAAAAAACUCUACAGAUGGCGAUGAUGUCAGCAUCUUCGGUGUUUCUUUUGCCGGCCAACGUCACAGUGGCCGCUGGAUCUUCGUCGUCCAGAAACUCCGUGUCUUUCUUACCGAUGAGAAACGCCGGUUCUAGGCUCGUAGUCAGAGCAGCCGAUGAGGCGGCUCCAGAACCAGCUGCGCCAGAAGGUGCUCCGGCAGCUGUAGCGGCGCCAGCUGCAGCUCCUGCCGCGAAACCCAAGCCGCCUCCUAUUGGCCCUAAGAGAGGGACCAAGGUCAAGAUUCUAAGGAAAGAAUCCUACUGGUUCAAGAGCACUGGAUCGGUUGUGGCCGUUGAUCAGGACCCGAAGACCCGGUACCCUGUUGUGGUCAGGUUUGCGAAAGUGAACUACGCAAACAUAUCGACCAACAACUAUGCAUUGGACGAGAUUGAAGAAGUUAAAGCUUAAGAAUGAGAGAGACCUAAAAAGAAGUGUUGUGUAUUUGGUUUAAUCUUCAUACCGGUCUUAUCUGUUUGUAGCUUGACCAGAAUCGUUAUGUACCAAAAUAUUUUACCAUUAUUUCUCUCAACUUCUAAAAUUUUA